This is a messenger RNA of Procambarus clarkii (red swamp crayfish), 851 nucleotides long. The record is from RefSeq and is a predicted model, not a curated record. NCBI's taxonomy places the organism in Eukaryota, Metazoa, Arthropoda, Malacostraca, Decapoda, Cambaridae.
GAGAGGAACCAGCCACAGAGGAACCAGACACAGAGGAACCAGCCACAGAGGAACCAACCACAGAGGAACCAGCCACAGAGGAACCAACCACAGAGGAACCAGCACAGAGGAACCAGCCACAGAGGAACCAACCACAGAGGAACCAGCCACAGAGGAAACCAACCACAGAGGAACCAGCCACAGAGGAACCAGCCACAGAGGAACCAGCCACAGAGGAACCAACUACAGAGGAACCAGCCACAGAGGAACCAACCACAGAGGAACCAGCCACAGAGGAACCAACCACAGAGGAACCAGCCACAGAGGAACCAACCACAGAGGAACCAGCCACAGAGGAACCAACCACAGAGGACCAGCCACAGAGGAACCAACACACAGAGGAACCAGCCACAGAGGAACCAACCACAGAGGAACCAGCCACAGAGGAACCAACCACAGAGGAACCAGCCACAGAGGAACCAACCACAGAGGAACCAGCCACAGAGGAACCAACCACAGAGGAACCAGCCACAGAGGAACCAGCCACAGAGGAACCAGCCACAGAGGAACCAACCACAGAGGAACCAGCCACAGAGGAACCAACCACAGAGGAACCAGCCACAGAGGAACCAACCACAGAGGAACUUCCCAGCCACAGAGGAACCAACCACAGAGGAACCAGCCACAGAGGAACCAGCCACAGAGGAACCAACCACAGAGGAACCAACCACAGAGGAACCAGCCACAGAGGAACCAGCCACAGAGGAACCAGCGUACACAUCCUAGAGGCAGCCGGGAGAACCAGGAUGAACCACAUUACUCGGGUAACCACAACAAAGCAGUAUAGUGUGGUUCCAGAGGUUCUUAGAUGA